Acaulospora morrowiae is the source of this 377-nucleotide messenger RNA. Lineage: Eukaryota; Fungi; Glomeromycota; Glomeromycetes; Diversisporales; Acaulosporaceae. The record is from the annotation of a GenBank genome assembly.
UCUUCGGCAAUUUCUCUUUUGCUGAUGAUACGAUAACUCAAAAAAAAAAACAACUUGAUAACAUUUCAUCUGAUCUCGGAUCGAAAUUUUCCACGAGUGCAAAUGCAUCGGGUUGCGAUAUCGGAUACUAUGCUUGUUCUGACGGAAUAUGGUGUUGCCCAAGUGGCACCAUUUGCGCUGGUGGAGGGUACUGCGGUUCCUAUUGCCCUAAUAAUUACUAUAUGUGCUCGGAUUAUUCAGGGUGUUGUCCGAACGGCUAUACUUGUAUGAAGAAUUCCCAAUGUCAUUAUAAUAGUCCUGGGGGUAAUACUGGAAGUAAUACUGGAAAUAGUUAUGGAAGUAGUACUGGAAAUAUUUUUAAGGGAAGUAUAAUGUUG